This is a messenger RNA of Medicago truncatula (barrel medic), 900 nucleotides long. RefSeq names its product LOB domain-containing protein 27. Bases 1 to 900 code for a protein of 299 amino acids. The transcript has 2 exons. The record is from RefSeq and is a predicted model, not a curated record. Lineage: Eukaryota; Viridiplantae; Streptophyta; Magnoliopsida; Fabales; Fabaceae.
AUGACCCUUAAGGGUGGCACAACACAAGCCUGUGCAGCAUGCAAAUUCCAAAGAAGAAAGUGCACACCUGAGUGCCUUUUAGCUCCUUAUUUCCCUGCAGAUCAACCCAAAAUUUUCCAAAAUGUUCACAAAUUAUUUGGAGUUAGCAACAUUGUCAAAAUACUAAAGUACCUGGAACCUAGUCAGAAGAAAACAGCCAUGGAUUCUAUUAUCAUUCAAGCUAAUUAUAGGGAUAAGUAUCCUGUGCAUGGAUGUUGCGAGGAAAUUUGCAAGCUACAAUAUCAAAUAUGGAUGAUGGAAGAAGAACUUCAUGCUGUUUAUCAACAACUUGAAAUUUGCAGGCAACAACAAAACCAACAACAGUUACCUCAUGAUGAUGUGACUUCACAGUUAGAAUUAGGAAUGGCGACACGUUCCUUCAAUGCGCUCGCACUCUUUAAUCACUCUCCACAACCACAGACUUAUAACAACAAUAACACAGUUGCUGCAUCUUUGUCUGUAUCUCAGCAACAUUCCUACUCCAACAGCAAUAGUGUGGAUUAUAAUAACUCCUCCCUCUACAUGGAUUCAAAAGAUGAUGCUACAAAUCCUAAUUUGUGGCUUCAGUGCCCUUACACAAAUAAUAAUAGCAGUUCAAUAGCAAUGCAACCUCAUAAAUUGGUUACCUCAGAGUCGCAGCCACUAUCAUCUGUCCAACAAGGAGUUGUUGAAGAUAAUUAUGAUGAGAUGCAUUCAUUUUUCGAUACAGUUGAUGAUAGGCAAUCAUACAUUUAUUCUAAGGAGGCUUAUGAAUCAAGUUCGGAAGAAUCACUGAAAGAUACAAGAAAAUGCACAGAGCAUGUUUCUGAGAAUGAACUGAAGAGUGCUGCUGCUUGUUUCAGCCUUACUAGUGUCAACUGA